Molecule: messenger RNA, 1197 nt
Organism: Knipowitschia caucasica
Lineage: Eukaryota; Metazoa; Chordata; Actinopteri; Gobiiformes; Gobiidae
Source: the annotation of a GenBank genome assembly
AUGUCACAUUUCUCCGCUGCAGCAGAAGCACUGUCUCCGCCUCCUCCGCCGCCGUCUGACGUCAUGCGCGCGGACCUGCACUUACGCCUGAGCUCCACCAGAGGGCGCUGCGUGUGCGGGAAACAAGAGCCAAACCAUAGACUGGUGUCGCGCACUGAUCUGGAGUCAGUUUGCUCCUCUCCUCGCUGUGCACCUGCCUCAGCGGAGUCCACCACGGUGCGUCUUCUCCAGCUCCCGUCUUCAGCCAUGGGGGCCCCGGUGCGCACGGAGGUCCCACAGCGGCGCACGCUCCUCGGUCUCGCGCUGCUCGGUCUGGUGUCGGUGUGUGGUGGAUCCUCGUCCUUACUAUGUCCCAGUGGAAGGUUCCUGCUGAGAGACCAGUGCGUCCAGUGCCAUCUCACCUGCUCCGAGUGCAGCGGACAUGAGCUGUUCCAGUGCACCGCCUGUGGCCUGGAUGAGGACGGUGUGGAGCGCUUCCUGCUGCAGGGCCGCUGUGUGCCGCACUGUCCCCGCGGUCUGUACGCUGACCGUGCCGUGUCCUCGUGUCUGCCCUGCGCCCGCAACUGUGAGCUCUGCACCGACGCCAACCUCUGCGCCAAGUGCCAGGACCGGUACCGACUGCAGAGCGGGCGCUGCCAACAGGCCGUCUGUGACAUAGGGCAGGUGCAGGACCCCGACACUGGGGAGUGUGUGGGGUGCGAGGCCGGCUGCUCCGCCUGCUCCACCGAAAACCGUGCGAUCUGCAACAGCUGCAGUGAUGGAUACUUUCUUUUCAGAUACAAGUGUCGCCGGCACUGUCCUCAGCGCACGUACGCAGACCCUGAGCGCAGGACGUGUGUGUCGUGUCCCGCCCCCUGCACCGACUGCAGCAGCAGCAGCACCUGCCUGUCCUGUCUGAACGGAUACUUCCUCAACGGUGUGGCGUGUGUGAAGCAGUGUCCGCAGCAGACGUUCGGAGACACCAGUGGGUGGCGCUGUCAGACCUGUCACUCAUCCUGCUUGUCCUGCAGAGACGCGGGACCCUCCGACUGUGAGCUGUGUCAGGGAGGCACCUCUCCUGUGGGGGGGCAGUGUCCGGGCCUCAGCUGCCCCCUGGGACACUACUUUGACGGUCUGUAUGUGUUGACAUUCUUUACAAUGAGACUUAAAGUUCAUUCUGAAACUGCAAGAACUCCCAGAGUGCACUGCAAAAAAUGA